Messenger RNA from Monopterus albus (swamp eel), 5442 nucleotides. Its product is annotated as zinc finger protein GLI2-like. Gene Ontology annotation, biological process: regulation of transcription by RNA polymerase II; smoothened signaling pathway. Gene Ontology annotation, cellular component: nucleus. Gene Ontology annotation, molecular function: RNA polymerase II cis-regulatory region sequence-specific DNA binding; DNA-binding transcription factor activity, RNA polymerase II-specific. The coding region runs from base 397 to 4695 and encodes 1432 amino acids. The record is from RefSeq and is a predicted model, not a curated record. Lineage: Eukaryota; Metazoa; Chordata; Actinopteri; Synbranchiformes; Synbranchidae. The transcript is spliced from 14 exons.
GCGAAAAAGUUGCGUUUCCUCACUUCUUCAAGUGUUUCCACCGGUUGUUGUGCGUUUUUAAAACUUUCCGCAGCCGGAUGGAUCCGUGACGCGGACAAACCCGGAGAAGUGAACUUUUUCCUUCUUGCUCCGAGUCCCUGCUGAGGGCACAGGCACAUUUUGGGAAUACUUUUCCAAAACGCGCGCUCCGCUCCGUGCGUCGUCCAGUAGAUGGGAUUUGAUGCGUUUGCGGGGGAUUUCUGCUCGGUGGUGUGUUUCUGACUUGACCGAGAGCGAGGAAGGAGAAGGACGCUGAGCAGAGGAGAGUAGAGGAGAACAGAGGAGAACAGAGGAGAACAGAGGUGUCCGGACUGAACAGCCCGGGACGAGAAGAGCGGACACUUGGAGACGUCGGCCAUGGAGACAUCAGUGCCGAGAGCCACAGAGAAAAAAGACAAGAUGGAUGGGAGCGGCUUUGGUGACCUCCCGAAGAAACCCUCACCCUCAGAGACGAGAGCCCCCCACAUCUUCCCCACCUUCCACACACCAAUCCCGAUUGACAUGCGCCAUCACGAGGGACGAUACCACUAUGAGCCCCACGCGCUGCACGCCAUGCACGGGCCUGCAGGUUUGGCUGGCAGUCCCGUCAUCUCCGACAUCUCCCUGAUCCGCCUUUCGCCUGCCACAGUGGCGAACGGCGACUCCCCUUUCAGCCCACCACACCCGUACGUCAACCCUCACAUGGAGCAUUACCUGCGCUCUGUGCAUGGCAGCCCCACCCUGUCCAUGAUCUCAGCAGCCAGAGGACUAAGCCCAGCUGACUUGGCCCAUGACCACCUGAAAGACCGCGGACUGUUCGGACUUCCCCCCCCUCCUUCCGGGGCAAGUCCAGCUGAGUAUUACCACUUGAUGGCCAGCCACCGGAGCCCCUACAAUGAGCUGCUCAUGCAGGGGGCUGGAGCCACCUCAGGGGCCCACCUGUCUGAGUACAUCACCCCCAUUGACGUGUCACGGUUCUCCAGCCCCAGACUGACACCCAGGCUGAGCAGGAAGAGGGCGCUGUCGAUCUCACCGCUGUCUGACGCCAGCAUCGACCUCCAGACAAUGAUCCGCACCUCACCAAACUCCCUUGUGGCGUACAUCAACAGCUCCCGCUCCAGCUCGGCCGCCAGCAGCUCCUACGGUCACCUGUCAGUCGGAGGACUCAGCCCAUCUUUCCCUUUACCGUAUCCCAUCAACCCCAUGGCCUAUCAGCAGCUCCUCUCCCAGCAGCGGGGGCUCAGCACCUUUGGCCACACUCCGCCUCUCAUCCAGCCUCCACCCACCUUCUCCAGCCGCCAGUCUGGCCUCGGCCUGUCCCCUCUGCCUGGCUCCACCCACAGCAGUGACCUGGCAUCUAAGCACCCCGGUGGCGACUCGGCCGUGAGCAGCACAGUCAACCCCAUGAUCACCAAAAGGUCAAAGGUCAAGAGUGAAGGGGAGGGACUGAGGCCGUCUCCUCCUUGUUCACCGAACCAUCAUGGCAACUCUUUGGACCUGAAGGAUGACAUGGACCGGGAUGAAUGUAAGCAGGAACCUGAGGCCGUUUACGAGACCAACUGCCACUGGGAGGGCUGCAACAACGAGUACGACACGCAGGACCAGCUGGUCCAUCACAUCAAUAAUGACCACAUCCAUGGAGAGAAGAAGGAGUUUGUGUGCCGCUGGGAGGACUGUUCGCGGGAGCAGAAGCCCUUCAAAGCUCAGUACAUGCUGGUGGUUCACAUGCGCCGACACACAGGGGAGAAACCACACAAGUGCACGUUUGAGGGCUGCUCCAAGGCCUACUCCCGCCUGGAGAAUCUCAAAACCCAUCUGCGGUCCCACACCGGCGAGAAACCAUACGUCUGCGAGCACGAAGGAUGCAACAAAGCCUUCUCCAACGCCUCGGACCGAGCCAAACACCAGAACCGGACGCACUCCAAUGAGAAACCCUACGUAUGUAAGAUCCCUGGCUGUACCAAGCGCUACACGGAUCCCAGCUCUCUCAGGAAGCACGUGAAAACGGUGCACGGCCCAGAAGCCCACGUCACCAAGAAGCAGCGCAGCGACCUGCCACCCAAGCCGCCAGCCCCCAGAGAGAAUGGCGAGAAUGAGGCCGUUCCAAGAGAGAGGAUCCAGAGGGAGGACAAGAUAUCAGAUAACAGAGGUGUGGAGGACUACCUGCACGUCAAAUCCAUCAAGACGGAAAGCUCCGUGAUGUAUCAGUCCAGCCCUGGCGGUCAGUCAUCAUGUAGCAGCGAACCAUCACCACUUGGCAGUGCCACCAACAAUGACAGUGGAGUAGAAACGGCGGUACACAGCGGGGGAAGCCUGGGGGACCUCAGCAACCUGGACAACCUGUCGUUUGUGGAGUCCUUGGGCUUUGAGGAUUCCAUUGGUGGGGUCGCAGCGGUGGGUCUCCACAUCCGAAAGCAGCUUGGCACCAGCCAGCACCUGGAUCAUCUGAAGAAGGAGAAACUGAAGGCUGUGAGGGACUCGUGUCGGUGGGCCAACAACCCAACAUCCCCGGUCCUCGGCACCAAACUCCCACCCAUACCAGUAAGCGGGUCUCUCCUGGAGAAUCCAAGUAUGGGUGGUGGUCAGAUGUCCUUCCCUGGUUCCAGCUUGGGUGAUCUGAGCUCUGGUAAGAUGACUCUGCUGGGAAACCUUUCAGGGCGCCGUGAAAGCACCUCCAGCACCCUGAGCUCAGUCUACACCCUUAGCCGCCGCUCCUCAGGCAUCUCCCCCUGCUACUCUAGUCGGCGCUCAAGCCAGGUCUCGCAGUUCGGUGCCAACCGCCCCAGCAACGUCAGCUCUGCCGACUCCUAUGACCCAAUCUCUGCUGACAUAUCACGGCGCUCCAGUCAGACCAGCCAGUGGGGGGGAAUCGGUGAAGCUGUAGGAGGGUGUGGAGGAGGGGGCCUACCCAACCCCCUUAGCCUGACGCCAGCCCAGCACUACCACCUCAAGGCAAAAUACGCUGCUGCCACUGGGGGUGCACCACCUACACCUCUUCCAUUCAUGGACCAAAUCUGUCUGAAGACCCACUCAGCCCUGUAUGGGGACUCCCAGGAAUCCUCUCCCACCAACACAGGUCUGCCUCCAAGGCGGUAUAGCAGCUACACCAUGCAGAGCUUGAUGCCCCACGAGACCCCGGCUAAUAUCCCCCGCCGAGCCAGCGACCCUGUAAGACGGGGAGCCAUAGAAUCUCUCAGCCGGGCACAAAUGCAACGCUACAACAGCGUAGGCACAUUGAGCGGAGGGGCGACCACGCAGCCCCAUCCACCUCCUGCAACAGAGCGCCGACAUUCAUCCCAGCAAGGCUGGCUGCGGUCAGACGGUCUCUACCGCUACAGCCUGCGACCGCCAAGCAUUUCAGAGAACGCAACUAUGGAGAUGUUCACAGGUGAAAUCCCAGAGGAAGAUCUAAACCUGCCUGACCUCAGCACUGAAAAUGGAGAUGCAACCAACAGAGUGUCAACCAAUCAUCAAGAUUUCCAAGGAAACCCCAGUCUCCAGCAGCAGUCAUACUAUCAGAGAAGAAUGGCUGCUGUAAACGCCACAAACCUGCCCCCUCAGGUUCUGGGGCCAGAGCAGCAACAACAGAUGUGUCCAUCUUCACCCAGGGACAGUAAGGCCAUCUUAUCUGUUCAGUGGAACAAAAUGUCUCUGGGUCUCAUGGGUGUUGACCAGCACUACCCCAAACCGCAGGUCCAAGGGAAUUUGGCUGUCCUCCAGCAAAACCCAAACUUUGGAUCUUUUCACAGCAAUCUCAACUCCAGCCAGCAGAUGCUUCAUAACCUCGCUAACACAAUGCAGCAGAGGUGCAAACAGCUGAAUGGUGAAGCAGGAGCAUUCCAGUACAGGUUCCACGAAGCCAUCAGUCCUUAUGAUAAGAACGGUAAUGCCACUCAUCCAGCAGUCACUGGCAGCAUGCUAAGCCCCAGCUGCAAACAGGAGCCAGCUGACAUGGAUACUGUUGACAGGCAUUUUGCUGAUGCUAGAUUCCAGCCUGUGCAAGUUAAAACUGAAGACUGCAAUGGCUCAGUCGUGAUUUCAGAUCAGCAGAACUGUAAUGUCAGCCCCCAGAAUCACUUGCAAGCUGGGAAUCAGAGUCAUCUCCAGCCAAGAGCACCAACAGAACCUAGACCUCUCAACAGACACCUUUCUGGGCAAAAGGUGAUGCAACAAACAAGGCACCACAGUAAUGGCAACCUAGAUGUUGCUUCUAAAUUAUCCACUAGUGGAGUUUCAGGACUUCGUUGCAGCGACAGCUCUGAUGACAAUACCAUGUACUACACAGGGCAGAUUCAACUAUUUGAGUCCAAUGGGAACUUGGGCCAGAAUGUUUCUUCAUUGCUGAAUGUACCCUCUUUUGAAAAUGGUGCAGUGUCUCCCGGUUCAAGCCACAACAGGGGAUCCAGGACUGUAGACUCGAACGCAGCACUGGAGCAGGCACAGAUAGACUUUGAUAGCAUGCUAGAUGACGGGGAUCAUUCCAGCCUCAUGUCAGCAACCCUGAGUCCAGGUCUGCUCCAGAAUUUCUCCCCGAGUUCCUCUCGCAUGACAACGCCCAGGAACUCAGUUACAUUGCCUUCGGCACCAGCGGGGACGGGGAACAUGGCCAUCGGGGACAUGAGCUCACUGCUGACUGCUCUGGCAGAGGAGAGCAGGUUCCUCAACUUUAUGUCUUAGCCACACGUCACAGAAAAUGGCGGACAGAAAUAUAUUUGCAGUCGAUUUGAGCUCCUGAUGCAUCAUAAACAUCCAACACAGACUGACGUGACUGUGUCAAAAAGCCUCUGCAGCAUGUGGCUCAUGUUCUUCUACAGUCUCAUUUGUUAAUUAUUUAGAAUGGCAGUUUUCUAUCUUUUUUUAAAAACCAUAUCUUUGGUUUUUGCCUUAGAUAGUAAACCUUAUGUAAACAACAGAAUUCCUUCAGUUGUUGUACAGGUCUGCAGUAAGUUCAGGUUACUAAGUGCCUGGCUCAGCCAAAACAUGUUGCGCAUAUGAUUAAAGGUACCUGUCUGAGACCUACAUAUCUGGAAUGUACCAUCCUCACCAGGUUGUUUUACACUGUAAAUUAGCUCAACUUAAUAUCAAGUUGCUGAUUUCUGCCUGAGGAGAAAACAGUUUAAUCAAAACCCCUUUUCUUUUCCUCUGUCAUCACAGCUUUUCAAGUUUACAGUCUUAGUCCUCAGUGAGCCAUGUUUUGAUUGCUGCUCUGCUGCUGAGAUUAACACUGACAUCUCACCGUCAGGCCUCAGAGACUUGAUCUGUGAUUGGAAUUAUGAACCCAUGCAUUGAAAAAUCAGUUGUACUCUUGCAGCAAAACAAGCAGAAGACUUCAGUGAGAAGCCGCGGACAUCUGAGGAAAGACUUUUGUAUGUUGGUGCACCAGUUUGUAUGUAAAUAUUAUUUGUACAUUUUUAAGAACUACAA